AGGUGGCCCCAACUGGUAUUUCAGGGACCCUCUUUUCUUCCUCCUCAGGACAUUGGUGCAGGCAAAGGAAAAUAUUACGCCGUCAACUACCCUCUCCGGGACGGGAUCGAUGACGAGUCUUAUGAAGCCAUUUUCAAGCCGGUGAUGUCUAAAGUGAUGGAGACAUUCCAGCCAAGUGCCGUUGCUCUGCAGUGUGGCUCAGAUUCCUUAUCAGGGGACAGGUUGGGUUGUUUUAAUCUGACCAUUAAAGGUCAUGCCAAGUGUGUGGAGUUCAUCAAAAGCUUUAAUUUACCUAUGCUGAUGCUGGGAGGGGGUGGCUACACGAUCCGUAAUGUGGCCCGGUGUUGGACCUAUGAGACGGCUGUGGCAUUGAACACAGAGAUCCCGAAUGAGCUUCCUUACAAUGAUUAUUUUGAAUACUUCGGCCCAGACUUUAAGCUCCACAUCAGCCCUUCCAACAUGACCAACCAAAACACCAAUGAAUACCUGGAGAAGAUAAAGCAGCGCCUCUUUGAGAACCUACGGAUGCUCCCGCAUGCCCCUGGAGUGCAGAUGCAGCCGAUUCCGGAGGACGCUGUGCCCGAGGAGAGUGGCGACGAAGAUGAGGAAGACCCCGACAAACGGAUUUCCAUCCGCUCUUCGGACAAGAGAAUCGCCUGCGAGGAGGAAUUCUCGGACUCUGAGGAUGAAGGGGAAGGGGGUCGCAAAAACGUCGCCAAUUUCAAGAAGGCUAAACGGACAAAAACAGAAGAAGAGGAGAAGGAAGAGGAGAAGAAAGAAGUAAACGAGGAAGAGAAGAGAAAAGAUGAACCAGCAGAGGCCAAAAGCAUAAAGGAGGAGACGAAAUCCACCUAAGAAACUUUGGACAGCUGGGGAACGCCACGCCUCCCUGGUUCUCUGAUCUGGCUGUCUGACUCCCUCCUAUUCCACGAGAUUUGUAUUUUAUAUGUUUCUGUUGAUUAUUUCUAUAAAUUUGCCAGGGACUUGAGAUCGGGCUGCCGUUCCCUGGGUGAGCUCCUGGGAGGGUCCCGAGGAGGCUCAGCCCCGGGGAGAGCCGUUUACAAGGCUCCCGCUUCUCACGUCCCUCUUGCUUCCGUACUGGGGGGGUUUGUGCGUUUCCUUCCGAAAAGCAAACCCCAGACUUCCCUUUGCCUUGUCCCUCCACAUGUUUCCAAAGGGUGACUCUCCUCUUGGGGAAGAUAAUUUUCCAGGGGAAGCUGGUCAUCCACUUUCCCUUCCCUUUCCUAGUUUUCUGAGGUAUGGAUACAGCCAUAAAGCUUUGGAAGAGUUAUUUUUUGGGGGGUGGGGGGUUGGAGCUCAAGAAUCCCAAACCGUCAUACCUGUCUAUAGGCCUGGGAAGGGUCGACCCCUUUUCAGCAACCCUGCAGUUAUGUGGCUUCUCAGCAUCCCAGACCCCACUUGGCUAGUCCCUCUGGGGACACUUGCUCUGGCCCUGGCCCUGGCCCUGCCUGCCCCCGGGCGAAGGAACAGGAGUUGCGGGAGGCCUCACUUGUGGCAGGAAAAAAUGGCGGUCCUCCUGUUGGAAACAGGAGCGGAUGUGGAUGCCUCUCGAUGACGUCUCGAGUUUCGCAUUCCCCGAUCCCCUUUUAAAAUCGUCUUGGGGCUUUUGCUUCAGAACUGGCAUCCAAGCCUCGAGGGGCAUGUAGGAAAACCACCCUGUUGAGCGAUGGCUCUUCAGAAGGGCAUCUUCCUAAAACAAAGAAACCAACCCAAACUUGCUCCCUGUUCCUGAAUUGCGUAAUACUUUCAGGAGGGGUCAGGAGGCAGCGUUGGCACGGCAGGCUUGCAGGUGGGGUGGGAGUUUUCCAGGGGACCCUGGAUGGAGGAGGUGGAGCGUAUACAGAAUGUCACUGUUAGGGGUUGACCCCAGCAAUGCUGCUAAUUUUGCCAUGUCACAGGGGUGGAGGGGGGGAGGGUUUUUAUUUUUAUUUUUUUAAGCCUUUGGUUUAGCUGUUUUUUUAGUCGCUUGGACGCAAACGCCCUGCCGUUGUUCCUACUCUUUGAUACUUGUAUUGGUGAAACGAAAGAUCAUUGUAUUUGUGUGUUCUGGGGGUGGGAUGGGAAGAUAUAUAUAUAUUGUGUUUUUUAAAAGAAAAUAUAAGUUUUUAUUUUCGUUUUUGGAGGAAGAAAAAUCUUUGUA
This is a messenger RNA of Python bivittatus (Burmese python), 2161 nucleotides long. Lineage: Eukaryota; Metazoa; Chordata; Lepidosauria; Squamata; Pythonidae. The record is from RefSeq and is a predicted model, not a curated record.